Homarus americanus (American lobster) is the source of this 2839-nucleotide messenger RNA. Its product is annotated as netrin receptor DCC-like. The record is from RefSeq and is a predicted model, not a curated record. Lineage: Eukaryota; Metazoa; Arthropoda; Malacostraca; Decapoda; Nephropidae. Gene Ontology annotation, biological process: synapse organization. Gene Ontology annotation, cellular component: neuron projection membrane. The transcript is spliced from 8 exons. Bases 599 to 1534 code for a protein of 311 amino acids.
GCGUGUGGACGGUAACGUGUGUUCCGCCUCUAUCCCAAAUCUUCGCUACACACGCUACAGCUACCCACAAAAUAGGUCAAUCAAUAAAAUAACGUCAGCUUCAAAUUUCUAUGUUUAUUUUAAAACAAAGUGAAGUAUAAACGUGUCCAAAACUAAUUAGAAGUACAUAUAUACAGUAUAUAUCGCAAAAGCAGAAUUUACAACUAAAGUUUUCAACUUUUGUCAAAUAUUUUAGAAAUUUUCCAUGUGUGCAAAUCAUCCCUGAUAUAAAUAAAGCUACUACGAUAUAUAGCUUUAAUAACACUUCAAAUUACAACAUACUAACUCUUCGGUAAUAGUUUUGAAACUUUAAAUGCAUUCUCAAGACAACAACCUAACAUAACCCAAAUUGAAACAUCAAAUAUACUAAAAAGACGAAUAGGAAUAACCCAAACUUAAUAGAAUACUGAUAAUAGAGAGAAAAUGUGGUGCCCUUCAUCACUUUUCACCCUAGUUACAAGUGACGUACAUGUGAUCAGGUGAACAAGUGGCGUGAUAGUGUUGGAACAUGUGGAGGGUGUGAGGGAGGAGAACGAGUGAACCAACGGGAAGCGGCAUCAUGGGAGGACAAGCAGCCAGACAGCUCCUUACACUACUGUUGCUGAUGCUCUGGACGCCCCACACUCACCUCAUAACUACAGGGGUGGCCACGGAUGGGGUGAAGGCAACGGAGGAGGGGUGGUGGGAGGAGGGGUCUGCCCCCCAGCCUCAGUUCGAGAAUACCCCUUCUAACGUCACAGCCAGAGUGGGCGACUCCGCCUUCCUGCCCUGUACAGUAUCCAAUCUCGGCGACAGAUCGGUGACUUGGAUGAGGCAGAGAGACCUCCACAUCCUGACGGCAGGCAUCUUCACCUACUCCGCCGACGAUCGCUUCACGGUGUUGCACGCGGACGACUCCAAUGAAUGGACGCUGCAGAUUAAGUUCGCUACCAUAAGGGACUCGGGCAUCUACGAGUGUCACGUCAACUCCGACCCCAAGAUUAGCCGCCAGGUGGCCCUACUUGUCAGAGAACAUAGCCAGCUGGACGACCCUGCCUUCAUGGGCAUAACCACCACCACAACACAUCCAACGCCGGUGGUGUUGAUCGAGGGCCCAGCAGAGCGACACAUCCAGGCUGGCAGCGUCCUCACCCUCACCUGCCUCAUCCACCACCCUCCCCGUCAGGCCCCCGCCCAUGUUCUCUGGUUCCAUGGCACAACUAACAUCGACUAUGACUCUCCCCGUGGCGGUGUAUCCAUCCAGACGGAGAAAUUCCCCCGUAAGACCCGGAGUCAGGUGAUGCUCUCCAAUGUGCGAGACUCUGAUUCUGGGGAGUACAGCUGCAGCCCCUCCGACCUGCCCCCCACCGUCAUCACCGUCCACGUCCAGCACGGGCAGCAUCAAGCAGCUGUGCAGCAAGGAGGACUGAGCGCCGCACCCGUCGCCAACCCCGUCACCCACCUCCUCCUCCUGCUGCUGCUGAUGAUGCUGCAACGAGUCAAGACAUGGCAGUGAGCGGCAGAGCUGUCACCACCACCACGACCCAGCUGUGAGGGUGAACUCCCAGGCUAUCACCACCAUAAUGGAGGAAGACCUGGACGUGAGGGUGGAACUACCAGAUCAUCACCAUUAUCCCCCUCAAUCAUAAUGCUUGAUGACCUGGGUGUAUAUUAUGAGCUGCCAGGUCAUCCCUACCAUUAACGUAGGUGAACCCUUGGCUGUGAGGAUGUCACUGUCACACCACCACCUUCAGCACAGCAUGUAAGGGACGGCGCCACAAACUAGAGAUGAAGGAUAUCAUAAAGGUAUCGCCUACUAAGAAAACAGGUAAGGUGCUAUUAAAAUAAAACUUAAGUUGGGUAGAGACGAUCAUUAUAUUGAGGAUCUAUCACAAGGGACGGUGGUGAUGAGUCAGGAAAAGUUGGCCCAGCGUAACUUGUGGCAUUUGAAAACAUGACUGGGCGUCUAAGAGUGGCCCAGACACCUGUAGUACGUGACACAGAUGUUAAUUACGAGUUUGGGACCAACUGAGUCAAGAACAGAUGGUGACGUCGUAACAGAUAAAGAUAUAUUAUGACUUACAAAUAGCAAGUGUGUUAGGUCAGACAGACAAACUCUAUUGGGGAAAGUCGUGAGUGUUGGGGGUGGUUCACUGGAUGGUAUUUUCACUAUGAAUUGCCUCGAUGUUCAAAAUAUUCACCCAGGGUCAUCAACAUAUUUUUUGUGUAUUUACAAACUUGUAUAAAGCAUAUGAAUAAGGAAAUUUCUAUCAAGAGAUGUAGUAUUUUUUGAACCUUGAAGAAUAUGAAUUUAUUUGAAAUUGUAUUUACGUUUUCAAUAUAAGUGUAAAUAUAUAUAUAUAAUCUGUACUUAUGGCUUUCAUAUUGUUGACUGUGUACUUAAUUAUACAGGAACUAAUUUAGAAUUAUAGUUCUUGUUUGAGUUGUGAGUGAUAAUUCCUCUAAACUACCUGAAGCUCAUGACAGUAUUUUGUGUAUAGGAAAUUUUUUGUCUGGAUGUUUAUUGAAUGUCUAGUACCUAGGACUGAGCCAGCCACUGAGAAGUGUCUCGUCAUCUUUAUACUUAUAGGUUUGCUACAUCACACAGGACCUUGACUUACUGGCUCACACGAUUAAGUUCUGAGCCUCAGUCACAACACAGAAUUACUCUUAUCUUAAAACUAGUCUAUCAUAACACAGUAGUUCCUGUUAGGUUAUGUUGAUGUAAAGAUCAUUUAUGUGAUUAACUGAUAACAGCGAUGAGUACGACCAAUAAUUUAAGUAUCAUAUAAAAAAAAUAAUGUUUGAAGAUUAAAAUGGA